Molecule: messenger RNA, 1503 nt
Organism: Pipistrellus nathusii (Nathusius's pipistrelle)
Lineage: Eukaryota; Metazoa; Chordata; Mammalia; Chiroptera; Vespertilionidae
Source: the annotation of a GenBank genome assembly
AUGUCCUGGGCCGUCCUGCUCGGCCUGCUGGCCGCGCUGCUGCUGCUGCUGCUGCUGACCCGCCGGCGCACGCGGCGACCUGGCGAACCUCCCUUGGACCUGGGCAGCAUCCCCUGGUUGGGUCACGCCUUGGAGUUUGGAAAAGAUGCUGCCAGCUUCCUCACUAGGAUGAAGGAGAAACAUGGGGAUAUCUUUACUGUGCUGGUGGGGGGCAGGUACGUCACUGUCCUCCUGGACCCACGCUCCUACGACGCAGUGGUGUGGGAGCCCCGCCCCAGGCUGGAUUUCCACGCCUACGCCGUCUUCCUCAUGGAGAGGAUGUUCGAUGUGCAGCUUCCGCACUACAACCCCAGCCAGGAGAAGGCCAAGAUGAAACCGACUCUCCUCCACAGAGACCUGCAGGCGCUCACGGAUGCCAUGUACGCCAACCUGCGCACCGUCCUGCUGGGCGACACCGCAGAAGCAGGCAGUGGCUGGCAUGAGAUGGGUCUCCUUGAUUUAUCCUAUAGCUUCCUGCUCAGAGCCGGCUACCUGACUCUGUACGGAGUCGAGGCCCUGCCACGUACCGAGCAGAGCCAGGCCCAGGACCGUGCCCACUCGGCCGACGUCUUCCACACCUUCCGCCAGCUCGACCUGCUGCUCCCCAGACUGGCACGAGGCUCCCUGUCAGUGGGGGACAAGGACCACGCAAGCAAAGUCAAAGGUCGCCUGUGGAAGCUGCUGUCCCCAGCCAGGCUGGCCACCCGGGCCCAGCGGAGCGCCUGGCUGGAGAGUUACCUGCUGCACCUGCGGGAGACGGGCGUGUCGGAGGAGAUGCAGGCACGGGCUCUGGUGCUGCAGCUCUGGGCCACACAGGGGAACAUGGGUCCAGCUGCCUUCUGGCUUCUGCUCUUCCUCCUCAAGAACCCCGAGGCCCUGGCUGCCGUCCGUGGAGAACUGGAGCAUGUCCUCUCUCGAGCAGAGCAGCCUGUCUCACAGAUGACCACCCUCCCACAGAAGGUUUUAGACAGCAUGCCUGUGCUCGACAGCGUGCUGAGUGAGAGCCUCAGGCUCACAGCCGCUCCCUUCAUCACCCGUGAGGUCGUGGUGGACAUGUCCUUACCCAUGGCAGACGGGCGGGAGUUCUCCCUGCGACGUGGUGACCGCCUCCUCCUCUUUCCAUUGCUGAGUCCCCAGAAGGAUCCAGAGAUCUACACAGACCCAGAGGUAUUUAAGUACAACCGAUUCCUGAACGCUGAUGGAUCAGAGAAGAAAGACUUUUACAAGGAUGGGAAGCGACUGAAGAAUUACAACAUGCCCUGGGGUGCUGGGCACAAUCAGUGCCUGGGGAGGAAUUAUGCCACCAGCAGCAUCAAACAAUUCGUGUUCCUUGUGCUGGCGCACUUUGACCUGGAGCUGGUCAACCCCGACGUGGAGAUCCCUGAGUUUGACCUCAGCAGGUACGGCUUUGGGCUGAUGCAGCCAGAACACGAUGUGCCCAUCCGUUACCGCAUCCGGCCGUGA